UGUGAGCACGUUGUUGUGUUUGCUUUGUCAAAAGUGAAGCUAAAAUCAUAUGUAGUGGUUAACUGGUUAAACAUUAAUAUUUAAUGUGAAUUUAUUUAAUAUUAACUUCUAUUAUAUCGCUUUUAUUUACGCUUGUAUAUUACAAUAAUUAAUUACUUAAAAUCAUGGCUGACACAAGUACCAAGGAAUCAUCCGUUACAAAAGUUCCUAUGAUAUAUGUCUGUGGCGAAUGCCACAGAGAAAAUGAAAUUAAACCAAGAGAUCCCAUACGGUGUAGAGAAUGCGGAUACCGAAUUAUGUACAAGAAAAGAACAAAAAGAUUGGUGGUAUUUGAUGCGCGAUGAUUUGAAGAAAAUAAAAUAAGUGUUGUAAUUUUACAUUUACUUUAAUCUUAUCAUUAUAAAAUAUCCAUCCAUAUAAUGUAUAGUAAACAAUAAAUGGGCAAAUAUUUGACAUA
Nymphalis io (European peacock) is the source of this 457-nucleotide messenger RNA. RefSeq names its product DNA-directed RNA polymerases I, II, and III subunit RPABC4 (gene Rpb12). Lineage: Eukaryota; Metazoa; Arthropoda; Insecta; Lepidoptera; Nymphalidae. The transcript is spliced from 3 exons. The record is from RefSeq and is a predicted model, not a curated record. Gene Ontology annotation, biological process: DNA-templated transcription. The coding region runs from base 165 to 344 and encodes 59 amino acids. Gene Ontology annotation, cellular component: RNA polymerase II, core complex; RNA polymerase I complex; RNA polymerase III complex. Gene Ontology annotation, molecular function: zinc ion binding; DNA-directed RNA polymerase activity; DNA binding.